This is a messenger RNA of Phytophthora nicotianae INRA-310, 795 nucleotides long. RefSeq lists its product as hypothetical. The transcript is spliced from 3 exons. NCBI's taxonomy places the organism in Eukaryota, Oomycota, Peronosporomycetes, Peronosporales, Peronosporaceae. The record is from RefSeq and is a predicted model, not a curated record. Bases 194 to 709 code for a protein of 171 amino acids.
ACGAGUAGGAGUCCGGGGCCCGGUAUGACGGCGCAGACGCCGUGCGCGGAGGAGACACCAAGGGCAUCAUGACCUCUUCGAAUUUUGUCCGCCAAACUGCGAUUUAGUCCAAUUUGUGACUUACAUGGCAAAAAUAUGCAAUUAUGGACGUCCUCUGAUAAGCUGAAGAGUUCACAAUUAGUUUGGGCCACAAAUGGGUGACUCACAGAAUUGGUCGUCGUUCGAUGAGCCCGAGGCGCCUAAGCGUCCGACCGCCGUGACUCAGCAGACUGAGAAGACGGAGACCAAUGUGGAUAAGUACGAUAAAGGGCUGAGCGCGCUGACGGAGCCUACAGCGCUGCGCAACAUGCGCAAUCGGCUCAUCUUCGGCAGUUUAGUGGGCUUCGUCACAGGCGCCACUUUCGGAGGCAUCGAUGGAGCCAAGCUGUACAUGAAGCAGCAUGGGAAACUUGCGCCCGCUGCUUUGAGCUCCGUCGCACGUGGAGCUGCCAAGACGGGAGGAGCCUUCUCAGGUUUCUUCUUCCUUUACUGCGGAAUCAAGACGGCUCUGGCAACGCAGCGCGAGGACGACCUGACCACUGCUGGUAUCUCUACGGUGGCUGCGGGUCUACCCUUCAUCCGCUCGACGGUCAUGAAGCAGAACCUGCCGUAUGCUCUCAUGCUGGUGGCACUUGACCACUUCCACGAGGAGCUCAGCGAGUACCGUUAAUAAACGCUCUCUGUUACUGUAGUAUUUCUUACUUUUUGCGCCGUUGAUUAAUAACAGUGUGGCUAAAAAAAAGAAGUGAAAAAGCA